Molecule: messenger RNA, 1448 nt
Organism: Thlaspi arvense
Lineage: Eukaryota; Viridiplantae; Streptophyta; Magnoliopsida; Brassicales; Brassicaceae
Source: the annotation of a GenBank genome assembly
CUCGAGGGGAGCGAUAGAGAUAUUUUAUCUCCCUCCAUCUUCUUCCUCCUCCUCAAUCCUCACAGUGCUUUCACUUUACACUCACGCAGAAGCAUUGUGAGAAUAAAAAGAAUCAGAGAGAAGACAUGUCUCUAAGACUAAUUAUAUCUUCGGCGAUCCUGUUGGUUCUCGUUGCGGCGGCGACGGCGGAAGAGAUUGGAUUCGAUGAAUCCAAUCCAAUCAGAAUGGUCUUCGAUAGUCUCCGGGAAGUUGAGGAAACGGUCGUCGAGAUACUAGGCCAGUCUCGCCAUGUUCUCUCCUUUUCUCGCUUCGCUCACCGGUAUCGGAAAAGGUAUCAGAGCGCGGAGGAGAUGAAACUCCGGUUCUCGGUUUACAAGGAGAAUCUCGGUUUAAUCAGAUCCACCAAUAAGAAACGCUUACCUUACAAACUCUCUCUUAAUCAAUUUGCUGAUUUGACAUGGCAAGAGUUUCAAAGACAGAGUCUUGGAGCUGCUCAAAACUGUUCUGCCACUUCGAAGGGAAGCCACAAGCUCACUGAAACUCCACUUCCAGAAACAAAAGAUUGGAGAGAAGAUGGUAUUGUUAGCCCUGUCAAAGAGCAAGGACAUUGUGGAUCUUGCUGGACAUUCAGCACGACGGGAGCUCUUGAGGCAGCUUACCAUCAGGCAUUCGGAAAAGGGAUAUCUCUGUCAGAGCAACAGCUUGUGGACUGUGCUGGAAAGUUCAAUAACUUUGGUUGUAAUGGUGGACUUCCUUCACAAGCCUUUGAGUACAUCAAAUACAACGGUGGGAUCGACACAGAGGAUGCUUAUCCUUACGCUGGCAAAGACGGUGGCUGCAAAUUCUCAGCCGAAAACAUCGGUGUACAAGUCCUUGACUCUGUCAACAUCACUCAGGGUGCAGAAGAUGAACUGAAGCACGCGGUUGGGUUAGUAAGGCCAGUGAGUGUUGCCUUUGAGGUUGUACAUGACUUCCGGUUUUACAAGAAGGGUGUUUAUUCUAGCAAUACUUGUGGAAGCACUCCAAUGGAUGUAAACCAUGCUGUGUUAGCAGUUGGUUAUGGAGUUGAAGAUGGAGUCCCGUACUGGCUUAUAAAGAACUCAUGGGGAGGUGAUUGGGGAGAUGAUGGCUACUUCAAGAUAGAAAUGGGGAAGAACAUGUGUGGUGUUGCAACAUGUUCAUCGUACCCGGUUGUGGCGUGAGGGUUUCAAUGUGUGACUAACUUGGUCACAUAGAGCAAAUGGCUUAUUUGAUAUACGAAAUAAUGUUGUGAAAGUAGUUUUUAUAAAUUCAUAUAGUGCUUAGAGUUUUUCGUUAACGCAAAAAUGAGAUUUCAAAAUAAACGUCAGUUGCAGAAGCUCUGCAUUUUGUUAUUUCUUUCUAUAUCUAUACAGACAAUAAUAAUACAAUGCUUGUUCGGUUAAAUCUUAUUUACCUUUUAACUUUAA